AUGGUAGCAAGGCAGAAUGGGACGGCCUCUUCCACAGUUUGGCUACUAUCGAAUGGUAACUGUCAGGCCCUAGGACAUCUGCAACAGGAUAUUGCGGAGACUUCAACUGUCGUUUCGGAAACACCCAAUUAUGUCACUGCGUCGAUGAUUCGCUCACAGAUGUGGAAAGUCUCUUUUAUGUCAGCCGAAGUAUAUAAGCGAAUCCGAUCAAUCCCAAGCUUAUCCUGGAAUGAAUUCGAACGCGUUUCAUCUGAACUAGACACAUGGCGCCAAGAGCUCUCCGGUGGGUUACAACUACAGGCUCUCGCCUCACAUAAUAAUGGGCUACCUCCUGAACAAAGAAGAGGGCUUCUCCAAGUCCAUAUGGUUUAUCUCGAAAACCGAAUGCUCCUUUUUCAACACUUCUUACAACGACAUACCGAAUCCAAGUUACUGCAAAUGAAUGCAAAUACCCGCCAAAUAUAUGCGGCAUUUGCUCACCAACUCGCAUGGAUAAUUUCCAUUAUAUAUCUGGACAAAUGGCCAUUUGUGCGAAAUUGGCUUGUUAUAGAAAUGCCCUCGAAGUCUUGGUCAGCCUUAGUGGCCUCAUUAAUAACUCUUGGUGUUUCGGUUACGGUGACUGCCGCCAACAGCUUUCCUGACAAUUGCAAUGCUAGUUGUCAAGCGAGCAUCGAGCAAGCCCUAGCGCAGGAACAGGCGGGCUGGGUCAGUGCUAAUGUAUCAUCCGAUUCUUUUUACGGAAAUCCAGCAAACAUCUCUGACUACGCCGCCGGCGAUAUCGUAAGAUGGGAAGAUGUACCUAGCCAGCAGUAUACGACAGUUGGUUACGAUACUCCGCCGGCAACUACGCUGUCCAGAUUCCUCUACAUGAGUGAAGAUAUCGAUGGCAACCCUAUCCCGGCCAGUGCGUUCUUGUUACUUCCCUUCACAAAUCAGGAUGGCAGCGGAAAGCCGCUCCGAACGGUCGUUUGGACGCAUGGUACGGCGGGCAUUACCCGACAAUGUGCACCCUCUAAUAAUAAGGGGCUGUAUUAUGAAUGGGAGGGCCCAUUUGCGUUAGUCCAGCAAGGAUACGCCGUCAUUGCCCCCGACUAUGCUGGCCAGGGUAGUGAUAUACCUAUGGGCUUCAUGUACGAGUCCGGUGCCCUGCACGCUCUGGACGUGAGCUUUGCCCUCCAGGCCGUGAGGUCAAGGCUUCAGGAUCGAAUCACCCAUGAAUGGGUAGUGGUCGGCCACAGCGAAGGUGGCAUGACCGCAUGGCGUGUGAAUGAACGAGAAAAGCGAAACGCGACGGGUGGAUUCCUGGGCGCCGUUUCGGGAGCCCCGGCGCUGCGCCCGCUCUCCCUCAUCCCACAAUCAUGGCGCCUCGCUGGAGAUGGCCCCGUCCAUGAUGUUGUUUCAAUUUUUGUGCUGCAGUCAAUAUCACGCCUGUUCCCUUCCAUUAAGGUCGAAAACUACGUCAGCGAUAUCGUCGCAAGCCGUAUCCCAAUUGCUCAGCAAGGAUGCUUGGGAACCGGCUCAACGAUCUAUGGCAAUCUCACUUUACCACAACUGUAUAAGAACAUCAGCUGGAUUAACCAUCCCGAUGUCAUUGAGUGGCAACAGAGCUAUAACGGUGCCGGUACUCACGAAUUAGCAGCUCCAAUGUUGGUUCUCCAAGGAACGGCUGAUGAGUUGGUUUAUGCAAACCUGACAGAAUGGGAUUAUGAUCAGACAUGUAGCACAUUUCCUAGCAGUGUGAUGCAGCUCUAUAUUUAUCCGGACCUUAACCACGACUUUGCCUUCAUUGCUGGGCAGGCGCAAUACUUGCCGUGGAUACGUGACCGAUUCGAGAAUGUCUCGUUGUCUGCCGCAUGUAACAAGACGACUGUAACAGUACCUGGACCUGUCUAA
Messenger RNA from Aspergillus oryzae RIB40, 1893 nucleotides. RefSeq lists its product as uncharacterized. Bases 1 to 1893 code for a protein of 630 amino acids. Gene Ontology annotation, molecular function: triacylglycerol lipase activity. Lineage: Eukaryota; Fungi; Ascomycota; Eurotiomycetes; Eurotiales; Aspergillaceae. The record is from RefSeq and is a predicted model, not a curated record. Gene Ontology annotation, biological process: lipid catabolic process. The transcript is spliced from 3 exons.